CUCUCUUGCGCGCUCCUUCAGCUCCUCCCCCGCGCGGUGGUGGCUUCCCCCCUCCAUCAAAAGCCCGCUCAGCGACGCCAGCUUUUGGGGGGUGAGGGGGAACUCCGAAAGCAAAGAAAGCGGGGUGUUUCUCUUCUUUCUCCCCCUCCUUUUCUCCCCAGACUGCAUCCAGGGUCUGAAACUUCGAGAGAGUUAUCGCCGCUGCCUUCCUUUAAGAACAGAUCUCGGAAUAAAACACAACCUGCCGUCUUCUCCCAACUCCCCUCCCAUUUCGCUUCCCUCUCACUCCGUCGCUCUCUCUCUCUCCCUCUCUGUCUCUCUCUCUCGCACACGUUCCCUCCCCGCCCCUCCACCAGCAUCAGGGGCAAUGGGAAAAGUUACUGGCUGGUACCCAGGCUGGCACGUUGCUCUGCUAGCCGCCCGGACAUGGCUUUUGAUCCUCACUUUUGGCUUCAUCGGGGCAGAAAUCACUUGCAGCUCGUGCCGUUGGCAGGUGCAGCUCCAGCUGCGGGAGCAGCAGCAGCGACCUCAGGACGGAUUAUUAAUGCACUUGAGGACGGCGGGGCGAAGAGGCGACGAGGCAAGGAGGAGACCCGGGGAGGAAAGAGGUGAGAGGCGUCCCGGUGGUGGCGAGGAGGCGCCGGCGAGUGCCGGGGAUCCAGCCCUCUCCGCUUCUGCCCCCGCUGGGGAGAAAGACACCCCGCCACCGGCAUCGCGCAGCCUGGCGGGCUCCCGGCAGUUGAGCGGCGAGCGCCCCGAGGCUCGGCUCCGGCGCCGAGCGUCGCCCUCGGGUGGGAAUCGAGCCGGGCGCGCCAAGUUCUCUUCCGCAGAAGGGCGCCCGGCGGCGAACUCUCAGGCCGGCCGCGCUGCCCGAUCGGCUCCCCUGGGUCGCCUGAAGAAGCCCAGCGCGGAUCGGAGGCGGCUGGCGAACCGGAAGCCCCGAGGGGCCCCGGCAGAGAGAGACAAGCCUCCGGAGAGCCGGGAACGGGCAAGUCCGGAGCAGCUGCCGGGGAAAGCCACGCGCUUCCGCCUGGAGGAGCUGAAAUUGACGAGCACGACCUUUGCCCUCACGGGGGAUUCGGCGCAUAACCAAGCCAUGGUGCACUGGUCGGGACACAACAGUAGCGUGAUUUUAAUUCUGACAAAGCUGUAUGACUACAACCUGGGGAGUAUCACGGAGAGCUCACUGUGGAGGUCAACAGAUUAUGGGACAACAUAGAAAAUGAAUGACAAAGUGGGUCUGAAGACCAUUCUUAGCUACCUCUAUGUCUGCCCAACUAAUAAGCGCAAGAUUAUGUUGCUUACUGACCCUGAGAUUGAGAGCAGCCUGUUGAUCAGUUCUGAUGAAGGCGCCACCUAUCAAAAAUACCGUCUGAACUUCUACAUCCACAGCAUGCUCUUCCAUCCCAAGCAGGAGGAUUGGAUUCUGGCCUAUAGUCAGGAUCAGAAGUUAUACAGUUCAGUGGAAUUUGGAAGAAGAUGGCUACUACUCCAGGAAAACGUAACACCAAACAGAUUCUACUGGUCUAGGAUGGGUACUGCUAAAGAGCCAGACAUAGUCCAUUUGGAAUCAAAGACAGUGGAUGGCCAUGCACAGUACAUCACCUGCAGGAUGCAGAACUGCUCCGAAGCUAUAAGAAGUAAACCUUUUCCAGGAUACAUUGACUCUGACUCCCUCAUUGUCCAGGAUGAUUAUGUGUUUGUUCAGCUGACAUCAGGAGGCCGGCCUCAUUACUACGUGUCCUAUCGGAGAAAUGCAUUUGCGCAGAUGAGGCUUCCUAAGUAUGCUUUGCCAAAGGACAUGCACGUCAUCAGCACUGAUGAGAAUCAGGUGUUUGCUGCAGUCCAAGAAUGGAACCAGAACGAUACGUAUAAUCUCUACAUCUCUGAUACCCGGGGGGUCUACUUCACCCUGGCUUUGGAAAAUGUCAAGAGCAGCCGAGACCUGGAGGGCAAUGUGAUGAUAGACCUCUAUGAGGUAGCAGGGAUAAAGGGAAUGUUCUUGGCUAACAAGAAGAUUGACAACCAAGUGAAAACUUUCAUCACCUACAAUAAAGGAAGAGACUGGCACUUGCUACAGGCCCCAGACACAGAUCUGAGAGGAAACUCGGUUCAUUGCCUCCUGCCCUAUUGUUCCCUUCACCUACACCUGAAGGUUUCAGAAAAUCCAUACACUUCAGGCAACAUUGCCAGUCGAGAUACUGCUCCAGGCAUCAUUGUGGCUUCUGGUAAUAUUGGAAAUGAGUUGUCGGAUAAUGAUAUCAGCAUGUUCGUUUCAUCUGAUGCUGGAAACACGUGGAGACAAAUCUUUGAAGACGAACACAGUGUUCUUUAUCUGGAUCAAGGUGGGGUUUUGGUUGCCAUGAAACAUACGUCGCUGCCUAUAAGACAUCUCUGGUUAAGUUUCGAUGAAGGAAGGUCCUGGAGCAAAUACAGCUUCACAUCCAUCCCACUUUUUGUUGAUGGCGUUUUGGGAGAACCUGGAGAAGAGACUUUGAUUAUGACAGUUUUUGGGCAUUUUAGCCAUCGCUCUGAAUGGCAGCUGGUGAAGGUGGACUACAAGUCAAUCUUUGACCGACGGUGUGCUGAGGAUGACUACCGCCCCUGGCAGCUUCAUAGCCAGGGAGAAGCAUGCAUCAUGGGAGCAAAAAGGAUCUACAGGAAGCGUAAGUCAGAAAAGAAAUGUAUGCAGGGCAAGUACGCCGGAGCCAUGGCAUCUGAACCAUGUGUCUGCACAGAGGCAGACUUUGAUUGUGACUAUGGAUUUGAGCGUCACAGCAAUGGCCAGUGUUUGCCAGCAUUUUGGUACAACCCAUCGUCCUUGUCAAAAGACUGCAGUAUCGGUCAGAGUUAUCUCAACAGCACUGGGUAUAGGAAGGUUGUAUCUAAUAACUGCACAGAUGGUGUGCGUGAACAGUACACAGCCAAGCCUCAGCAGUGUCCUGGCAAAGCUCCACGAGGACUUCGAGUUGUCACUUCAGAUGGCACAUUGACAUCAGAACAAGGGCACAAUGUUACCUUCAUGGUGCAGCUGGAGGAGGGUGACAUUCAAAGAUCAAUAAUCCGUGUGGAUUUUGGAGACGGCAGUGCUGUGUCGUAUGCCAAUCUCAGCUCCACAGAAGAUGGGAUCAAGCACAUCUACCAGAAUGUGGGGAUUUUCCGAGUAACAGCGCAGGUGGAAAACAGCCUGGGGGCAGACAGUGCUGUCAUGUACUUGCAUGUAAAUUGUCCUUUGGAACAUGUCCAUUUAUCGUUGCCAUUUGUGACAACAAAGAACAAAGAAGUUAAUGCCACGGCAGUCCUGUGGCCCAGUCAAGUUGGAACACUGACUUAUAUCUGGUGGUUUGGAAAUAACACCGAGCCACUGAUUACCCUGGAAGGGAGCAUUGCAUUUACAUUCUCCACUGAAGGGAUGAACACUAUCACAGUGCAGGUUUCUGCAGGAAAUGCCAUUCUGCAAGACACCAAGAUGAUUGCAGUGUAUGAGCAAUUUCUAUCACUACGGUUAUCGUUCUCUCCGAAUUUGGACGACUACAAUCCAGACAUUCCUGAAUGGAGACGAGACAUCAGUCGAGUCAUCAAGAAUGCUCUGGUGGACGUAACAGGCAUUUCCAGUAAGCAUAUCUUGGUGGCAAUCCUGCCAGGUUUACCCACAUCAGCAGAACUCUUUAUUUUGCCUUAUAAGGAUGUCACAGGAGAAGACAAACGAACAGCAGAAGACCUACAACAGAUUUCAGAUAUAUUGGUCCAGAAACUGAACCAAAACGCCAUCCAGUUUGAUUUAAAGCCUGGGGUUCGAAUCCUUGUCCAUGCUGCCCAUUUAACAGCAGCCCCACUCAUAGAUGUCACACCUAGCCACAGUGGUUCAGCCAUGCUGAUGCUGCUCUCCGUGGUAUUUGUGGGAUUGGCAGUAUUUGUAAUCUACAAAUUCAAAAGGAAGAUUCCGGGCAUUAAUGUUUAUGCACAGAUGCAGAAUGAGAAAGAUCAAGAGAUGGUCAGUCCAGGCAGUCAAAGUGAAAGCAUGCCUAAUGUCCCUCAAAGGGAGCUGAUGACCCCAGAACAACUAGUAGAUGAGAAGUUGGAUACCCAGCCCAUAGGUAAAUAA
Messenger RNA from Lacerta agilis (Sand lizard), 4105 nucleotides. It is a transcript of the gene SORCS1, whose product is annotated as sortilin related VPS10 domain containing receptor 1. Gene Ontology annotation, biological process: post-Golgi vesicle-mediated transport. Gene Ontology annotation, molecular function: protein binding. Gene Ontology annotation, cellular component: membrane; Golgi apparatus. Lineage: Eukaryota; Metazoa; Chordata; Lepidosauria; Squamata; Lacertidae. The record is from RefSeq and is a predicted model, not a curated record.